UGUUGCCUUUCAUUCGACAGAUCUAAAUCUGACCUUCAGCGUUAGAACACAUCUCCUUCGUCUUUUCUCUGCUCACCGUCCAUGGCUUCCUCCGAUUUCGAUGGAAUCCUUCUCGGCAUGGGAAACCCUCUCCUCGACAUCUCUGCCGUCGUCGACGAAGAUUUCCUCAAGAAAUACGACAUCAAGUUGAACAAUGCGAUUCUUGCGGAGGACAAACAUCUGCCUAUGUACGAGGAAAUGAGCCGCAUGGACAAUGUCGAAUACAUUGCCGGAGGUGCUACCCAGAACUCGAUCAAAGUGGCCCAAUGGAUGCUUCAAAUCCCCGGGGCAACUAGUUAUAUGGGAUCUAUUGGAAAGGACAAAUAUGGAGAGGAAAUGAAGAAGAAUGCCACUGAAGCUGGUGUUAACGUCCACUAUUAUGAAGAUGAAGCUGCUCCUACCGGAACAUGUGGUGUCUGUGUUGUCGGUGGAGAGAGGUCGCUCAUUGCGAAUCUAUCUGCAGCAAACUGCUACAAGGUCGAGCAUUUGAAGAAGCCUGAAAACUGGGCGCUGGUUGAGAAGGCCAAGUUCUACUACAUUGCUGGAUUCUUCCUCACCGUUUCGCCUGAAUCCAUUCAGUUGGUGUCUGAACAUGCUGCAAAAAACAACAAGGUGUUCACAAUGAACCUUUCUGCUCCAUUCAUCUGCGAAUUCUUCAAAGACGUGCAGGAGAAAUUCUUGCCGUACAUGGACUUUGUAUUCGGCAACGAGACUGAAGCAAGAACCUUCUCAAGGGUUCACGGUUGGGAGACGGACGACGUAGAGGAAAUAGCCCUUAAGAUAUCACAGUGGCACAAGGCCACGGGAACGUACAAGAGGAUCACUGUCAUUACACAGGGAGCAGACCCAGUUGUUGUGGCUGAGGAUGGAAAGGUGAAGAAAUACCCUGUGAUCCCUCUCCCGAAAGAGAAGCUGGUCGACACCAAUGGUGCAGGUGAUGCAUUUGUAGGGGGAUUCUUGUCGCAGUUGGUGUUUGGGAAGACAAUCGAGGAAUGCGUUAAGGCGGGAUGCUAUGCCUCGAACGUCGUAAUCCAGAGGCCUGGCUGCACUUACCCCGAGAAGCCCGACUUCAACUAGAAAUCGUCGGGUUUUUUCACUUAUCCUCCAUUGAAGUUUUGGUGAGCCAUUGUGGGUGUUGCUUGUGCUUCCACUUGAGUUUCUUCCUUGUGUUUUCCCUCUCUGAACUGCAUCAUCCAGUCAUCAGUUUAUGAUUAUUAUUGGGUUGAGAAAGUGAUGUGUAAUGGUGAAACAGAAGAGAUUGAGCCAUGUAAUAAAGGCGUUGACUUGGUAUUAUCAAUAUGAACUGCUGUGUUCUCUACUA
Molecule: messenger RNA, 1360 nt
Organism: Tarenaya hassleriana
Lineage: Eukaryota; Viridiplantae; Streptophyta; Magnoliopsida; Brassicales; Cleomaceae
Product: adenosine kinase 2
Exons: 12
Coding region: 82-1116 (344 amino acids)
Biological process (GO): purine ribonucleoside salvage
Cellular component (GO): cytosol; nucleus
Molecular function (GO): adenosine kinase activity
Source: RefSeq, a predicted model, not a curated record